Fusarium odoratissimum NRRL 54006 is the source of this 2349-nucleotide messenger RNA. RefSeq lists its product as uncharacterized. Gene Ontology annotation, cellular component: Golgi apparatus; trans-Golgi network; endosome. Gene Ontology annotation, molecular function: antiporter activity. NCBI's taxonomy places the organism in Eukaryota, Fungi, Ascomycota, Sordariomycetes, Hypocreales, Nectriaceae. The record is from RefSeq and is a predicted model, not a curated record. The transcript is spliced from 3 exons. The coding region runs from base 926 to 1882 and encodes 318 amino acids.
AAACCCUUCCAUAACAUUUUUCUGAUUGCCGCGCCUCACCCUUGACUGAUUCCUAGCUUGCCUUGCCUCCAACCAAAAUAACAAUAAUAGCCCACACCACACCCCCUGGAUGAGAUUUGGAGAUCUAGUCAACAUUGCCUAUUCCCCUUUUACCAACUGAAGUACCCUUCUUCAUCCCAAGCCAUCCCUCUCAUUCCUUUUUUCAUUUCCUCCCUCUUUCUUCUUCUUGUACCAGAGACGACUUCUUGUCUUGCUGCCUUGUUUCUUCAGUCUUUCUCUUUACCUUAUCCCUUGCGAAACCAAGCCACCUUGAACCAAAGUCCAAGGAGCUCAACCUUUUUUCGCCUUUUUUCUCUUCUUUGAGACUUUGUCUCUCCUAGGCCCCGCCAAAUUGCAUAUCAAGCACCCCUCGCCUUUUCCGAUUCUAUUCCAUUACAGGACUCGGCUGUCCGUCCGCUCGUUUGCGCGUCCCCCCUAAAAUCUGUCUUCAAGGGGUCUCUUAUCUACAACCACGACUUUUCUCGCCGACAGCCUCAACCAUCUUCAAUCGCAUCCUUUACAUCACCAACAACCAAAUUAAUCAUAAUGUCGGCUGACGAAAAGAUCCGCGUCUCGGGCGAGACGCCUCGUGCGACCACUCCUGUUCUUCCAACGGUUAACCCCGGUCUCGAGAAGUCACAGUCUGCUCGCGCUUCAAUUCACCCUACUUUCUAUGUUAUGUCAGUAGUUUUCUCGACUAUCCCACGAAAUUGACUUUACGAUGCGCCAGAACCUUUGCUAACCACAUCGUGCGUGCAGUGCAUGGAUUGGUUUUUCAUCAUCCGUCAUCCUGUUCAACAAAUGGCUCCUUGAUACCCUCAACUUCCGCUACCCCGUCAUUCUAACGACCUACCACUUGACCUUCUCGACUGUCGUCACUCAGAUUAUGGCCCGAUGGACUCCUUACCUUGACGGCCGCAAGACGGUUAAGAUGACAGCUCGCGUUUACAUCCGUGCCGUUGUUCCCAUCGGUAUCUUCUUCAGCUUGAGUUUGAUCUGCGGAAAUUUGACAUAUCUCUACCUUUCUGUUGCUUUCAUUCAGAUGCUCAAGGCUACCACACCCGUCGCCGUUCUCAUCUCUGGCUGGAUUCUGGGUGUUUCUGCUCCCAACCUCAAGCAGUUCCUCAAUGUCUCCGCCAUUGUUGUCGGUGUCAUCAUUGCUUCCAUGGGUGAAAUCCACUUCGUCACUGUCGGUGUGCUCUUCCAGAUGGGCGGUAUCAUUUUCGAGGCUCUGCGACUUACCAUGGUCCAGCGCCUGCUGAGCUCAGCUGACUACAAGAUGGACCCUCUCGUCUCUCUGUACUAUUUUGCUCCCAUUUGCGCUGUCAUGAACGGUGUGGUUGCUCUUAUUUGGGAGAUCCCCAGGUGCUCGAUGGCUGAGGUUUACCACGUUGGUCUGUUCACUUUCUUCCUGAACGGUCUCUGCGCUUUUAUGCUCAAUGUCUCCGUCGUCUUCCUGAUUGGCAAGACUUCUGCUGUCGUCCUCACGCUCUGCGGUGUUCUCAAGGAUAUUCUUCUGGUCAUUGCUUCUAUGAUGAUCUGGGGCACCCAGGUUACUGGUCUCCAAUUCUUUGGCUACUCCAUUGCUCUUGGUGGCAUGGUCUACUAUAAGCUCGGCUACGAGCAGAUCAAGGGCCACAUUGCUGAUGCCAACCGACAGUGGGCUGAGUUUGGUGCUCGCAAGCCCAUUCUCCGCAAGGUCACCAUUAUCAUCGCCACCGCUUUCCUAAUCUUCACCUUCUUUGGUGGCCUUGCUCCUGGUUACUCCUCAGAGGUUGAUCCCACUAGACUGGCCAAUGAGGUGUCCAACCGUUUUGGCAUCAACGAUGCCCAGCACGUCUAGAGCUCUGUAUUAUAUGGUGCCAAUGGGAAACAAGACCCUGACGUUUACUUCACGGGGCGAACGGCGAUCUAAGGAACCUCUUUUCUAUAUCCGUUAUUUCCUUAUGUAUUACGCCCAACCAAGUUGUUGAACUUGGUCUGAAUGUGUCCACAGUCGGAUUGACUUGGCGCACUUUUCUGUGGAUUGGAGACUUUUUGAUAUAUUCUGUUUGAUUGGGGAAGGGAGGUCUUAUGAAGUGUAAAGCCAUAGAGCUGGGCGCAGAGCGCGAGGUAGCGGUCCAUGUAUGAACCGCAUCACGAAAGGUCUAAUUGAUGUGUAACUCUAGACGGCGUUUGGCCAUAGACAUGUAGAAACGAAACGGUUAAGAAAAACCUACCAUAACAAAAGUUCAUUGAUCUAUUUUCCCUCUCUUUCGUUUCACCAGGUUUUGUUUGCGCGUAAUGUACGUUUUGACGGUAAAUUUUGAU